Molecule: messenger RNA, 668 nt
Organism: Zalophus californianus (California sea lion)
Lineage: Eukaryota; Metazoa; Chordata; Mammalia; Carnivora; Otariidae
Product: activated RNA polymerase II transcriptional coactivator p15
Exons: 1
Coding region: 44-424 (126 amino acids)
Biological process (GO): positive regulation of transcription initiation by RNA polymerase II
Cellular component (GO): transcription regulator complex; nucleus
Molecular function (GO): transcription coactivator activity; DNA binding
Source: RefSeq, a predicted model, not a curated record
CAAGCGAGCGAGCAGAAAGAGGUUCGGCUGCGAGAGUGGAGCAAUGCCUAAAUCAAAGGAACUUGUUUCUUCAAGCUCUUCUGGCAGUGAUUCUGACAGUGAGGUUGACAAAAAGUUAAAGAGGAAAAAGCAAGUUACUCCAGAAAAACCUGUAAAGAAGCAAAAGACUGGUGAAACUUCAAGAGCCCUGUCGUCCUCUAAGCAGAGCAGCAGCAGAGAUGAUAACAUGUUCCAGAUUGGGAAAAUGAGGUAUGUCAGUGUUCGGGACUUUAAAGGGAAAGUCCUAAUUGAUAUUAGAGAAUAUUGGAUGGAUCCAGAAGGUGAAAUGAAACCUGGAAGAAAAGGUAUUUCUUUAAAUCCCGAGCAAUGGAGCCAGCUGAAGGAACAGAUUGCGGACAUUGAUGACGCAGUAAGAAAGCUGUAAAAUCAGAGCCACAUGAAACCUGUACUGUUCUAGUUGUUUUAAUCUGUCUUUUUACAUUGGCUUUUGUUUUCUAAACGUUAAGCUAUUGUAUAUUUGGAUUGCAGAACAAUUUGUAAGAUGAAUACUUUUUUUUUAUGUGCAUUAUUAAAAGUGUUCUGAGUGAAGCUAAUUGUCAACUUUAUUAAGGAGGAUUGCUUUGUGCCCGCCACCUAGUGUAAAAUAAAAUCAAGUAAUACAAUCUUAA